AUGGCGGCGGCGACCAAGGUGAUCGGGUCCGAACCAUCGGAAUGCUUCCAGUUCCAAGAGCCCAAUACCUGGAUUUGCAAUACUGAGCUUCAAAGUGAUGUGGUAGUUGAAGUAGGAGAGAUAUCCUUCCAUCUCCACAAGUCUCCAUUGAUCAGCCGUAGCGGCACGCUGCAAAAGCUGAUCAACGAGGCCACCGGCGAUGACGACGACGAGGACGGCGGCGGCAGCAAACCGUGCAUGGUCCGGCUGGACGACGUCCCCGGCGGCCCUGACGCCUUCCGGCUGGCCGCCAUAUUCUGCUACGACGUCAGGAUGGAGCUGAACGCGGGGAACGUCGUGCCGCUCCGAUGCGCAGCCGAGCACCUAGCCAUGACAGAGGACUACGGCGAGGGGAACCUCGUGGAGCAGGCCGAGGCCUUCCUCUCCCAAGUGCUGGGCACCUGGAACGACGCCGUGUGCGCGCUGCACGCGUGCGACGCCGUGCUCCCUGACGCCGAGGACCUCCUCAUCGUCCCGCGGUGCAUCGACUCGCUGGCGAGCAAGGCCUGCGCCGACCCGACCCUCUUCGGGUGGCCCAUGCUGGAGUACUACACGGCGAAGAGCCUCGAGGAGACGGUGGUCUGGAAUGGCAUCAGCACGACCGGGAAGCCGCGGUCCCUCGGCGCGGACUGGUGGUACAAGCAGGCGUCGUCGUUCAGGCUGCCGGUGUACAAGAGGCUGAUCUCGGCGGUGCGGUCCAAGGGCAUGAGCCCCGAGAACGUCGCCGGCUCGCUGAUGCACUACGCGAGGCGCCACCUCUCCGGGCUCAGGCGGCACGGGGAUAACAGCGACGGCAGCAGCCGCGGCGGGGCGCCGGGGACGACGACGGCCGUGCUCUCGGACGGUGACCAGAGGGCCCUCCUCGAGGAGGUCGUCGCGCUGCUCCCGGCCGAGAAGGGCGUCGCCCCGACGCGUUUCCUGCUCGGCUUGCUCCGCACAGCCACGGUCCUGCACGCCAGCGCGGCGUGCCGGGACGCUCUGGAGAGGAGGGCCGGCAACCAGCUGGAGGAGGCCAUGCUGGAGGACCUGCUGAUACCCAACACCGGCUACUCCGCGGAGACGCUCUACGACGUGGACAGCGCGCAGCGGAUGCUGGAGCAGUUCAUGAUGACGAGCACGUCGGCGUUCGCCGCGUCGCCGGAGAUCACGGACGAGGGACAGCUGGUCGACGCCCCCUCGGCCGAGCUCAUGCCGGUCAGCACGGUAGCCAAGCUCGUCGACGGGUACCUCGCGGAGGUCGGCACGGACACCAACCUCAAGCUCUCCAAGUUCCAGACCAUCGCCGCGCUCGUCCCGGACUAUGCCCGGGCAAUCGACGACGGCCUCUACCGCGCUAUUGACAUCUACCUCAAGGCUCACCCGUGGCUGACGGACUCGGAGCGGGAGCAGCUGUGCCGGCUGAUGAACUGCCAGAAGCUGUCGCUGGAGGCGUGCACGCACGCGGCGCAGAACGAGCGGCUGCCGCUGCGCGUCGUGGUGCAGGUGCUCUUCUUUGAGCAGCUCCGGCUGCGCACGACGGUGGCCGGGUGGUUCUUCGUGUCGGACAACGCCGACCAGGGCUCCAGCUCCGACAACUGCGUGCUGCCACGGAGCACCGACGACGACGAUGUGGAAUUCGCUGCAGGGUCGGAGACGACGGACGAGGACGGCUCCGCGGCGGGCCGGCACGUCGAGCUGUCGCCGGCGAUGAGCGUGGAGGAGGUCCGACAGAGGGUGUCGGAGCUGGAAGAGGAGUGCUCGAGCAUGCGGCAGGAGAUCCACAAGCUCGGGAAGCCCAAGAGCGCCCUGAGCCGGCUGUUCGGGAAGCUCGGGCUCAGCGAGAGGUCGUCGUCGCGGGAGCGGCGGCAGCAGCAGCAGGAGCCGCUGCCGGGCGCCAGCGACAAGAGGCGCAUGUCCUUUGGAUGUUAA
Panicum hallii is the source of this 1947-nucleotide messenger RNA. Its product is annotated as BTB/POZ domain-containing protein At5g03250-like. The record is from RefSeq and is a predicted model, not a curated record. Gene Ontology annotation, molecular function: protein binding. The transcript is spliced from 4 exons. Bases 1 to 1947 code for a protein of 648 amino acids. NCBI's taxonomy places the organism in Eukaryota, Viridiplantae, Streptophyta, Magnoliopsida, Poales, Poaceae.